AUGACCAGCGAAGCACAAAAUUAUAUUGACCGAAUGAAAAAUAAAGAAAAACUUACCUAUUUGGACCUAAGCAAUCAAGAGCUUGAAGGAAACCUAAAUUUAGCAAAUUUUUCUAGUUUGGUAAGCAUUAAUGCUUUCAAAAACAAAUUCAACGAUUUAGAUUUUUUACUGAGUUUACCCAAUAAAGAAAAAUUGAAAAAAAUAAAUUUUUGGGGAAACAAAAUAACCAAUCCCGGAAAUGCCCUUGUCCUAUUCGAUAAAUUUCCCAAUUUAGAAUCAAUAAACUUAGGAGGUAAUCCUCUCGCUUGGAAUAAUUUGAAAAAUUUAGAUGACCGGCAAGUUUUAUUAUUAAUUAAAUUAAUUGAAGAAGAAAAGGUUAAAAUCAAUGCUAAUUCUCCCGAAAUAACUCUUUUAAAAUAUAUCAAACAAUUAAAAGAAGAGAAUAUGCUUCUCAAACAACAAGUCCAAAUCGAGGUUCCUCCGAAAUAG
Messenger RNA from Funneliformis geosporum, 489 nucleotides. The record is from the annotation of a GenBank genome assembly. Lineage: Eukaryota; Fungi; Glomeromycota; Glomeromycetes; Glomerales; Glomeraceae.